GGAGACACCACACACUGCCCCCGCACAUCUGCCUCCUCACUCCCCACAGCACUUGGGAGCGCCGGGGCGGCACCGAGGGCAGGUUCUCCCUCCCACAGGCGUUACAACGGUGCACCUGCCCGGUUAGUGCUCACUCGGCAGUGUUCCUGGAGCUGCAGCCUGGUUUCAGCCGCAACACUUUGAGGAUGAUGGCAAACCCACCCUGCCGGUGGUUGGAUCUGUUCACUGACAUGUGCCAGAGCAAGGGUCGGAGGAAUUCUUCCAACUUCUUGUGGAGAACCAGUUGCAUCCAGUAGUACAAUGUGGUAUGCCUUCUGGGACAUUCAGAAGCAAGUAAAAAAUAAUGAAGAAUGUAGCCAGACUAUCAGGGGGAUCCUUUCAAGGAAUCAGACACCCCCCUACUCCUCCUGACAAGGUAAGCUCCACGUCCAUCUCACGUGUCCAGUGCUGUCACACAGCUGAUAGAGAUUCCUGUGGCUCUCUGCUGCCAAGAUGUCCAGUAACACACUGUCCCGUUUGUGCAUGGAACCCAUGUCCCUUUUGCAUGGCCUUGAUGUCCUCAACCAAAAGGAAUUUCAUGGGUUUGUCCCCGGAGGCUUCCCGCGUCCUGAGGGGAGCUCGUGUGUUGGCAAGGAGAGAAACUGAUGGCUAUUACUACCUGGGCCACAUUGUCCAGGAGGUGAAGGGCUCCAGGGAAGGCUUUUUAAUUGAGUUUGACCAAAGUCGUGCUCUGAAGGGCAAGGUCCAGCUCGGCCUGCAGGAAACACCUCUCUAUGACAUUCUCCACUACGAAGAUGCCCGGCAACAGCCUCUUGUUCUAGGGGACAGAGUCUUGGCACCAUGGGAGGCUCCAGCCAAACGUUUUGGCCCUGGCACUGUGCUAAGGGUUGUGGAGAGCAAGGAGGCACCUUUAGCACACAAUGAAAGAGGAGUGCUUGUGAAUUUCUGGAAUGGGCAGACUAAGGAGGUGUCUUCUGCUCAAGCUCUGAGGAUCCCCCUGCCCUUAAGCGAACGCAUCAUCCUGGAGCUGCAGAUGCCCUUAGCAGCCAGGCAGAUGGUGGUUGAUUCAAGUGUGGAUUACCCAUACCUUGUGACACCGGGCUAUAGAGCCUCAGGGCACUACAGACAGGGUCACCUGGACCUGGAUUGCUGCCCAGGGGCUCUGUAUUCUACUCAUCCCUGUGCAAAGUGUAGCUGGGGAUGUACCUCACUUCCCCAGUGCUGCCUUGGAGCCUGGGAACCCACACGGCCUGCAGGCUGCAAAGUGCAGCAGGAAAAUGCCUUCAUCCCAGGAGGAAGUUUGACUGAAGAAAAGCUCAGCAAGAAAAUAGAAGAGGAGCUGUCUGAAUUGAGGAUUUCAUCUUCAGAAAGUGUUUCUAGAGAGGAAGAGAAAAAGGAAGGGAAGAGUUUGGUCACAGAAGAUGUUGGGAAAGCUUUUUGGUCUUGUUUGGAGGAGGACCAUGAGGUUAUAGAAACUGAGAAGGGCCCUCAGAGGGCGAUGGUUCAUGCUAUGGUUGAUGCUGCUGUCAACACAGACAGCUGGUUAUUGGAGACAGAUCACAAGGAAGAAGCAGAGAGCAGACAGCAAGAUACUGAAACUGAAGCUAAUUUUGAACAUGAGCAUGGCCUUUUUGUGUCCCAAGUGGCAGAAGCUCCAGUCCAGCAUUCCCAGAGGAGCCCUUCCGUGGGAAGCAGUGCCUUGGUUCCUUUUAGGUGCCAGAGCUUCUUUGCCCAAGUGAAUCAAUCACUGGAGAAAGACAGCCUGACCAUCAGAUCAGCCCUUUGUGUGCAGAGACCACACAGUACCACCAACCUGCGGGCUGGGAGAUGCACACAUCUCCCAAAUCUUCUAAAAGACAAAAGCAUCACAAAAUCGAUCCUUAGUGCUGCAUCUCAGGAGAGGUGGAAAGAGAUGGACUUCAACAGAGCCAAGAUUGAGCACAAAAGGUGGCAAGAGGAACAGAGGCAGCUGAAGAGGGAGCAGCGGCAGGAGGCAGAUGGCAUCCGCCGCCAGCUGCGCAGGGACAGCCAGAGGCAGCGAUUGCGUCAGAGAACAUUGCAAGGGCUGGAGAAACAGCUGGAGCACAAAGAGAGAGCUUUGCAGCACAUGGCACUGCUCCAGGCUGCUGGGGCUGAGAGGAGCAGGAAGGAAUCCUUCUUUCGAGAGGAGGAGGAGAGGAAGGCAAGGCAGAGACUUCAGUUCUUAAAGACAAAGCAUUUGCAGAGAGAGGAGUUGCAAGCAGAAAGCAAUGAAAGGAGCUGUGGACAAGAGAAAGAAAGGCUGGACUUCCUGAGGAGCAGAAUGCAGUCACGGCAGGAAGCGCUGGAACAAGAAGCCCAGGAGCAGGAUAAACAGCAAAACCAGCGCCAGGCUGCCAAAGUGAGAGUGUUCCAGAGGAGAGACAGUUCCCGUCUGAAGAUGGAAAAAGAAGGCCAGAAACUCCGUGCCCUCCAGCAGUACCUCAGGGAACAGAACCUUUUGCUGCUCCGGGCAUCCCUGCUCGCGUAAGGAAGCCGCACAGUGGGUGAGCGAGGCCUGGAGCAGGGCACAGAGCUGCUCUGUGUUGUCAGGUGUGAGUCAGUGUGCCAGGGCAGAGUUGUGACAGGUGGCAUUAGGAUUCCUGGAGAGGUCUUUAAUCUCCCUUUCACUGCAGCCAGAGUGCACUUCUGCUGCUCUGUCCUUUACCUGCCUUCCUUUCUGGGGUCACUGGCUUUCCCCUCCCCUGAGAGGGAGCAGCAGGGCACAUCUAGAGGUCCUUUUCUGCAUUAGAAAGGAGGGGUUUUCUAGUGCAUCACAGUGUGGUGAGUAGAGGUGCCAGAGAGGAGGAGGAGGAGGUUAUACUGGUUGCAUCCUGAAGUGCUCCCUCUUCCUCACGUCAUCUAAGGUACAAAAUACAGUGGUUGUGUUUCAAGGAAUGCUCUAAUCAGCUCUGGAAAAACAGAAAUUUCAGAUGGGUGUUUAGGAAAGGAAAAUGGACAUGGCACAGUUUCUUUGCUGAAACAGUCAGAGCUAUAUGGAAAUACCUUUAUUUUACACAGAAUUAUGCUAAGGUAAAUGAAAUUUAUGUGAUACCUUGUUUCAAGUAAUGCCUAGAACCAAACUGGAUACAGAAUUUAAAUUCUGCCCGACAUUCUGUGUACACUUAGAAACAUGAUACACAUUUUCUGGCACAUUUUAAAAAUUUAUGCCUCUUACAAGAAUAUAGCACCAGUGAUAAUGGCAGUUUCUUUAAAAAAAAAGAAAAAAAGUAAAAUUAAGAAAACUUGUAAAAGGGAGCUCGUUUGAAAUCCUGCCAAAUCUUCUGAAUGGCCAGCAGUUUCCUAGCAGUGUCAGACUGCAUUCCUCCAGGGAUAAUGGAGAGGCUAUGCCUUCAGCUUUUCCCUAAAAAGACAAAGUUAAGUCUCCCAUCCAGAUGUUUACAAACUACUCUGAGGCCUUAAUAGCUAAAAUGGGUAUUUUUAAACUUUAGGAUCCAUAAUGUGCAUGAGCCAUCCUCAGAUUUUUGCUUAAAGGAAAGAUGAACCUAAAUAUAAGGUGAAGGCUUUAACAAACAGAAUGUCAGAGUUAAGGUCUGAAAAAAAUAAAACUUGCAUCAGAUUAUGGAAACUACAUGUGAGGCACAGUUUUGCAUUUUAGACAUGAAAUCCCAUUAUUUGGAACAGUUUCCACUCUGUUGACUGUCUGGAAAAGUUGGCUGGAAUUUGCUCAGCAAGAACACAGAUAGUUGUGCCCCAGACCUGGCACGCACCCUACUGAGGGAAUGUGGGUGCUGGUGGCACAUGGAGAUUUUCUUUAGGGUAAUGUUUGGGGGUUUGCUUGCUUCUCUUCUUGUUUGAGUUCUUUUACAUAAAAUCCUGUGCUAGUUGGGAUGAUGCCUGCUUAUGACUCUAACUAGACUUAAAGAAAUCAGCCUAAAACUUAAAAGGUGUUAAACUCUACUCCUGCUUUUAUCCUUAUGCACUUGAAAAUGGAAUAUGCAGAGAUUAAAGGAAAGUAUAUGAAAUAUA
Messenger RNA from Corvus hawaiiensis (hawaiian crow), 4008 nucleotides. Its product is annotated as trichohyalin-like. The record is from RefSeq and is a predicted model, not a curated record. Bases 344 to 2509 code for a protein of 721 amino acids. The transcript is spliced from 11 exons. NCBI's taxonomy places the organism in Eukaryota, Metazoa, Chordata, Aves, Passeriformes, Corvidae.